Molecule: messenger RNA, 2472 nt
Organism: Pantherophis guttatus
Lineage: Eukaryota; Metazoa; Chordata; Lepidosauria; Squamata; Colubridae
Gene: HSD17B11
Product: hydroxysteroid 17-beta dehydrogenase 11
Cellular component (GO): lipid droplet
Molecular function (GO): oxidoreductase activity, acting on the CH-OH group of donors, NAD or NADP as acceptor; steroid dehydrogenase activity
Source: RefSeq, a predicted model, not a curated record
AACUUCAAAGAGCAGAUGUAUUAACACCCCUGCUUUAUUUUGUAAGUGGAUCUGCAUAGGGUGGAGUUUUCCAUGAACUCUACUCAGCAGGUGAAUAGCCUAUUGCAGAUUAUUCCGAAGUCCUCCCAACAGUCUUGUCACAUCACAUUUGUAGAAGAAAGCAAGAAUGCAUACCGUACUCCAUAUCCUCUGGUUUGCAGUCUUUGCAACCUAUUGUUAUAUUGAAGCUUUGGUGAAAUGUUUUAUUCCUGUGAAGAGAAAAUCUGUGGCUGGUGAAAUUGUCCUUGUCACUGGAGCUGCAAGCGGCAUCGGAAGACUCACCGCCUUUGAAUUUGCCAAACAUGGAAGCCGAUUGGUCCUCUGGGAUGUAAACAAGAGUUGCCUAGAGGAAACAGCUGAAGACUGCAGAAAGCUGGGAGUCGAAGCAUAUCCUUAUGUGGUGGACUGCAGUUUGAAAGAGGAAAUCUACAGUGCGGCUGAGAAAGUAAAAAAAGAUGUUGGAGAUGUUACUAUUUUAGUAAAUAAUGCCGGUGUGGCAGCAACAGGAGAACUGCUUUCCACCCCGGACAAGCAAAUACAAAAAAUAUAUGAUACCAACAUUCUAGGUCAUUACUGGACAAUAAAAGCUUUUCUGCCAGCUAUGAUGAAAACUAACCAUGGUCAUAUUGUCAAUGUUGCAUCAGCUGGUGGGCUAGUGCCGGUUCCUUUUCUGUUGCCUUAUUGUUCAAGCAAGUUUGCUGCUAUAGGGCUUCACAAAGGCUUUACCAAAGAAUUAUCUGUUUUGGGAAAAAAUGGGAUCAAGACUACCUGCUUAUGUCCAUAUUUUAUAAGCACGGGGCUUGUAAAAAACCCACAGUCAAGACUAUUACCUAUUCUGAAACCUGAGGCGGUUGCAAAGAGGCUCAUGGAUGGAGUACUCUGCAAUCAAAAGAAGAUCGUUAUACCAUCCUCAGUUGCAGUGUUCCCUCUGCUGGAAAUAAUUCUUCCUGAACGUGCUAUGGUGGCUUUCGAAAAGAUUUUCAGGGUCAGUUUUGAUGUGGAGAAAAGAGAAUGACAAAGUAUCAAAUCUUUCCAAAUUUGCAAUCGCAUUUUUUUUAAUUUUAAAAAACAAACUUUAUUGAAUUUAAAAAUAUUAACAAGAAAAAAAAGAGAAAAUAUACAAAUUUUCUCACUCAUAAAAUUUACAUUUUCAAUCCACAGUUACACUAACAUACUAAAUACAUGUGAUUAUAUAAACACAUAUAUAUAAAUAUACAAACAGUGACUUAUUUACCUGUUCUAUCUAUCUGACGGUGCUUUUUUUAUUAUUAUUAUUACUUGCAUUUCCCCUAAUUCUUAUCUUUACCCUUUUUUCCUUUGGUUUAUCCAUUUAUACCAUCUAUUCCAUACUAUAAAAUAUUUUGAGUCUUCCUUGUCUUUUAAUUCUAGAGUUAAUUUAUCCAUUUCUGCGCAUGUGUAGAUUUUUUGAAUUACUUCCUGAUCUGUUGGCAUAUGAUCUGUUUUCCACAGUUGUGCUAUAGCAAGUCUGGCUGCCGUAAUUAUGUGUAGUGUCAAAUAUUUUAUGUCUUUUCUAAUAUUCCUUUUUAUCAUGCCUAAUAAGAAAACUUCUGGUUCUAAUUCAGUUUCUUGAUCUAUUAUUUCUACUAUCCAUGUUUUUAUUUUUUUCCAAUAUUUCUUUAUUUCUGGGCAAAGCCACCAAACAUGGAAAAAAGUUUGAGCUUUUUUACAUUUCCAACAAACAGGAUUUACAUUCGGGUACAUUUUUGCUAGUCUCGAGGGAGCUAGGUACCAUCUAUACCACACCUUAUAAUGGUUCUCCUUGUAUGCUGCCGAUUUUGUCAUACUAUAAAUAUGACAAAGUAUCAAAUCUUUCCAAAUUUGCAAUCGCAUUUCUAAUAUCAUGGUUUUAUACAUCUUAUGUAAACUGCAAAAGGAAUUCCAAGCACUAUUCUUCACAAAUCUAUAUUAACAUAUCUUUUUCAAGUACUGGUGUAACACUCUGAUGAAUUUAUUUCUUCCUGACAUAGAAGGAGGACAUAAACGUAACUUCAAACCCACUGAUUUUAAAGUAUUUUCUUAAACAAAACUGAAGAUCUCCAAAUUCUGAGUGAUCUUGCUUCCUUUUUUGCUUUACUUAUUUGACUUGAUGAAUGUUUAAGGAAAUUAUAUAGGUAGAAACAAAAUAUAGACAUGUCCUAAGCAGUCAUGCAUUUGACAGACUAUAUCACUUCAUCCCACAUUCCUCUGUUUCUGAAGUGAAGAAAUACCAAUUUUCUAUCCUCCUUUGCAUUCAUAUUUGGACAAUAAAAUGCUUUCCCACUGGAGCUGCAUGUUAACCGAAAUUAAACACUGCAAAGGGCACAUUCUCACACACAUCGCAAAGGACCACCUCUACUAUAACUAUUACCAGCCAACUUGUAGCUAUCUCCAGUGCUGUUUCUGUGCUCUCGAAUAAACUCUUCAAGCAGCUGA